AUGAAUAUCGUUGAUAUUGCAUCAAAUUGGAAGAUAGUGUUAUUAUUGAUCACAGUACUACUUCAAUAUCUAUGCUUGUACUGUUUCCAAGCUGAAGCAAAGUGCAAAAGUGGCUGUGAUCUUGCUUUAGGUUCCUACUAUGUCUGGCGGGGAACAAAUCUCUCUUACAUUAGCAAAACCUUCAACGAAACAAUCCCACAAAUCCUUCAGCAAAACCCACAACUUCCAGACGAAAACAGCCUCAUAAGGGAUACCAGAAUCAACAUUCCAUUCUCAUGCGAGUGCUUGAAUGGCGAUUUCUUGGGGCACACUUUUCAUUACGAAACUCAAGCAGGAGACACGUACAAGAAUAUUGCUAGGAUUGCAUUUUCCAAUCUUACAAAUGCGGAUUGGAUUCAAGCAGUGAACACUUAUGAUCCACCCGGGAUUCUGCCUUAUGUCAUCAUCAAUGUAACUGUGAACUGUUCAUGUGGAGACAGAAAAGUUUCCGGGGAUUAUGGAUUAUUUGAGACAUAUCCAUUGAGGGAUGGCGAAAAUUUAUCGUCUGUGGCAAUGGCUUCUGGAGUGUCUGCUGAUUUGUUGCAAAAGUUCAAUCCGGGGAUUAAUUUCAGCGCAGGAUCAGGAAUUGUUUUUGUGCCGGCAAAAGGUCAGGUAUUAUAUCUGAGUUCAAUUCUCCUUGAUAUGCCUUUCUGUGAUGGAGCUGAAUCACAGUGUAGUGAAGAAUUAUCAUCAUGUGAUGCCUUAGCAUCAUAUUAUGCAUGGAAUGGAUCAAACCUCUCAGUCAUCUCCAGAGUCCUUUCCACUAAUAUCAGCAGUAUUCUCAGUUACAAUCCUCAAAUCACAAAUCCCAAUCUCAUUCAGUUUGGUAGCAGAGUAAAUGUUCCUUUCUCAUGUAGUUGCUUAAAGGAUAAGGGAUUCAUGGGGCAUCAGUUUACUUAUCAGGCCAGGAAUGGCACUUCUUAUCAAAGGAUUGCACAGCUUAUCUAUUCAAAUCUUACCACUGUUGAAAUGCUCCGAAGGUUUAACAGUUUUACCUCUGGCAAUAUUCCUGUUUCGGCGCAAGUGAAUGUUGUUGUGAAUUGUUCUUGUGGCGAUAGUAAAGUUUCUAAGGAUUAUGGACUAUUCGUGACGUACCCUCUUCGUUCCGGAGAGGAUGUAACUUCUCUAGCCAGUAAGUUUGGUCUUCCUGAAAGGUUGUUGGAAGACUAUAAUCCGAGAGUCAAUUUUAGCUCUGGAAGUGAUUUGGUGUUUGUUCCAGGAAAAGAUCAAAACGGAACUUUUCCUAAGCUAAAGUCAAGCUCAAGCGGGAUAUCAGCGGGAGCCAUUGCUGGAGUAUCAGUUGCUGCGGUACUUGGUGUUGUUUUCGUGGCAUCCUGCUUCUAUUUCUUCUUUUACAGAGACAACACUUCAACCGAAGAAUCACAUACUAAAGGAGAGCCAUAUGAAUUUAAAGAUUCUGGAACGUUGGAAAAAGAGUCGGAAUCGGGUCGUCUUGUAGGAACUGCCAAUGCAAGGCUGACUGGCAUUACAGUGGACAAGUCGGUUGAAUUCUCCUAUGAAGAACUAGCUCAGGCUACUCACAACUUUAGCCUGGCCAAUAAAAUAGGCCAAGGUGGAUUUGGUUCUGUUUUCUACGGCGAAUUAAGAGGCGAGAAAGCAGCAAUAAAGCAAAUGGAUAUGCAAGCAUCCAAAGAAUUCCUUGCUGAAUUGAAGGUUUUGACCCAUGUCCAUCACUUGAACCUGGUUCGUCUAAUUGGGUACUGCAUAGAAGGAUCCUUGUUUCUGGUUUAUGAAUACAUUGAGAACGGAAAUCUGAACCAGCAUUUACGCAAUUCUGCAGGGAGAGAACCAUUGCCUUGGUCUACCAGAGUGCAGAUAGCUCUUGAUUCAGCUAGAGGACUUGAAUAUAUUCAUGAGCAUACAGUGCCUGUCUACAUCCAUCGGGACAUUAAAUCCGCAAACAUUUUGAUUGACAAAAAUUACAGGGCAAAGGUUGCGGAUUUUGGCCUCACUAAACUGACUGAAGUAGGCAGUGCCUCUUUGCACACUCGUUUGGUUGGCACUUUUGGUUACAUGCCUCCAGAGUAUGCUCAGUAUGGAGAUGUUUCGCCGAAAAUCGAUGUGUAUGCUUUUGGAGUUGUGCUAUAUGAGUUAAUAUCAGCUAAAGAAGCCAUCGUGAAGACAAAUGAAAUGGUUUCUGAAUCAAAAGGACUUGUUGCUUUGUUUGAGGAUGCAUAUAAGAAACCUGACCCUCAAGAAGCCUUAACCAAAUUGAUCGAUCCCAGGCUUGGGGAUGAUUAUCCCAUUGAUUCAGUUCGGAAGAUGGCUCAACUGGCAAGAGUAUGUGCACAUGAAAAUCCUCAGUUAAGGCCAACCAUGAGGUCAAUAGUGGUAGCACUAAUGACACUGUCCUCCACAUCUGAGGAUUGGGACAUUGGGUCCUUCUAUGAAAACCAAGGUCUUGGUCACCUAAUUUCAGGCAGAUAG
This is a messenger RNA of Oldenlandia corymbosa var. corymbosa, 2487 nucleotides long. Lineage: Eukaryota; Viridiplantae; Streptophyta; Magnoliopsida; Gentianales; Rubiaceae. The record is from the annotation of a GenBank genome assembly.